AUGUUGGACCGGCUGCUGAGGGGGCGGCCGCGCAUGCGCUGUUAUAGCGGGGAGAGGGACACGCCCAGCGGGUCCCAGCCCUGGCUGGCCGCGGGCAGGGCCUCGCCCCGGCUGGUGCUGGCGGUGGUGUUCGUGGCGCUGCUGCUGGACAACGUCCUGCUCACCGUCGUGGUCCCCAUCGUCCCCACCUUCCUCUACACCACCGAGUACGAAGGUGCCAAGAGCUCCGCGAGCCCAGCCGUGCCCGAGCCAACUCCCGCAGCCCCGGGGGCUCCUCCCUUCUCCUCCGUGCUCUCCUAUUUUGACAACACCACCGUGCCCGUUCGGGGCUUCAGCGGCGCCCUGGGGCCGCCCAACGGGACGGGGAGCAGCCCCCCCGGGGACCCCCCCAGCGCCCCCCCAGCCCCGGGCAGGGGCUGCCUGGAGGGAGGGGAGUUCCUGGCCCAGGAGAACACCCGGGUGGGGCUGCUCUUCGCCUCCAAGGCUCUGGUGCAGCUGCUGGUCAACCCCUGGGUGGGUGUGCUGACCAACAGGAUCGGGUACCACAUCCCCAUGUUCCUGGGCUUCACCAUCAUGUUCCUCUCCACAGUCAUGUUUGCUUUCUCGGGCACCUACACCCUGCUGCUCACCGCCAGAGCCCUGCAGGGCGUCGGCUCCUCCUUCUCAUCGGUGGCAGGCCUGGGGCUGCUGGCCAGCGUGUACCCGGACGACUCGGAGAGGGGCAGCGCCAUGGGCAUCGCCCUGGGAGGCCUGGCCUUGGGAGUGCUGAUCGGGGCACCCUUUGGGAGCAUCAUGUACGAAUUCGUGGGGAAGGCAUCGCCCUUCCUCGUCCUGGCCUUCCUCGCCCUCCUGGAUGGAGCUCUGCAGCUGUGCAUCCUGCAGCCCUCGCGGAUCUCCCCGGAGAGCACCAAAGCCACCCCUGUGUCCACCCUGCUGCGAGACCCCUACAUCCUGGUGGCUGCAGGAGCCCUCUGCUUCUCCAACAUGGGGGUGGCCAUGCUGGAGCCCACGCUGCCCAUCUGGAUGCUGCAGACCAUGUGCUCCCCGCAGUGGCAGCUCGGGAUGGCGUUCCUGCCUGCCAGCAUCUCCUACCUCAUUGGCACCAACCUCUUUGGGAUUCUGGCCAACAGGAUGGGCAGGUGGCUGUGCUCCAUGAUUGGAAUGGCUGUGGUGGGAAUCAGCCUCCUCUGUGUCCCUCUGGCCACCAACAUUUACGGGCUGAUCGGCCCCAACGCCGGCCUGGGCUUUGCCAUAGGAAUGGUGGACUCCUCCAUGAUGCCCAUCAUGGCCUACCUGGUGGACCUGCGCCACACCUCAGCCUACGGCACCGUCUACGCCAUCGCCGACGUGGCCUUCUGCACGGGCUUUGCCAUCGGUCCCUCCACGGGCGGGGCGAUCGUGCGGGCCCUGGGCUUCCCCUGGCUGAUGGUGAUGGUGGGCGUGCUGAACGUGGCCUACGCCCCGCUCUGCUGGCUCCUGCGCAGCCCCCCGGCCACGGAGGAGAAGAUGGCCAUCCUGAGCCAGGAGUGCGCCAUGAAACCCAAAAGCUACAGCACGAAGGGAGCCCAGCGGGGAUUGCCCCUCGCGGAGGAGAGCGACGGGGAGGCGGAAAACAUGGAAUAG
Molecule: messenger RNA, 1623 nt
Organism: Pyrgilauda ruficollis (rufous-necked snowfinch)
Lineage: Eukaryota; Metazoa; Chordata; Aves; Passeriformes; Passeridae
Gene: SLC18A1
Product: solute carrier family 18 member A1
Exons: 16
Coding region: 1-1623 (540 amino acids)
Biological process (GO): transmembrane transport; aminergic neurotransmitter loading into synaptic vesicle
Cellular component (GO): synaptic vesicle membrane; terminal bouton
Molecular function (GO): serotonin:sodium:chloride symporter activity
Source: RefSeq, a predicted model, not a curated record